This is a messenger RNA of Neltuma alba, 660 nucleotides long. RefSeq lists its product as uncharacterized. The record is from RefSeq and is a predicted model, not a curated record. NCBI's taxonomy places the organism in Eukaryota, Viridiplantae, Streptophyta, Magnoliopsida, Fabales, Fabaceae. Bases 23 to 556 code for a protein of 177 amino acids. The transcript is spliced from 2 exons.
UCAAGUUGGAAAUGGAGCAGCAAUGUCGGGAGGUGAGAGGACGUCUUUGGGAAGGCCUCCAGAGGGGAGAUUUGGUUCAAAUGAUGAAUCAGAUGACAAUGAGUAUCAGACACCUUCACAUUCUUUGCCCAAAGAUUCUAAACCCUUGCUGAGGAUCAAGUUCAAGAAACCUGGCAUUGAAAAUCAAAAUUUGUCUUAUUGGGAGGGGAUGAGUGUGAUCAAGGGUCAGAGGUCAAAAAGGAAGAGACCUUCACCAUUGACGAAUAAAGCAUCUCUCCAUUACGAGGACGUAACGCAUUCAAAUCAGAACACUCAAAUGGAUGAAAUAAUGGAUGCGAACUGGAUAUUGAUGAAAUUGGGUAAAGAUGCAAUCGGCAAGAGAGUUGAAGUUCAUCAGACAUCUGACAAUUCUUGGAACAAAGGAGCAGUCACUGGCAUAAUUAAAGGUACUUCAAAGCUUAGUGUUGCCUUGGAUGAUGGGACAGUGAAGAUGUUAGAUCUUAACAAGCAAGCGGUCCGAUUUGUUCCUCAGAAGCACAAGAGUUCAAAAGCUUGAAUGGCUCGGCUUGUCUCUUUACCCUCAAGAGACAUUUGUACAUUUGGGCAGUAUGUAGGUUGUAGUUGAUUGGAUUGAAAAUUAACUAUAAGUCCUUUGAAUUU